Molecule: messenger RNA, 3781 nt
Organism: Centruroides sculpturatus (bark scorpion)
Lineage: Eukaryota; Metazoa; Arthropoda; Arachnida; Scorpiones; Buthidae
Exons: 17
Coding region: 153-3707 (1184 amino acids)
Molecular function (GO): protein binding
Source: RefSeq, a predicted model, not a curated record
AAUCUGCCAGUGAAAGGGAUAAAAAAUGUUUGUCACAUUGAUGGUCCACAAUAAACUGUUGUGUCCGGCAGGUUGUCAUGGCUACCUUAUGCCACGUGACUUAUCACAUGUUCCAUCUGCUGAAGGGUUAGAAGCAAACACAAGUCGGUGGCAUGUGGUUCUGGCUACUCGCAAUUCAUUUUUUCUCUGUCAUACGUACAGAAGAUACAGAUUCAUGCAGUCGACCCCUCGGUUUAACCACCGGAGACGGUGUUGUGUUAAUGUCGAAAGCAGAUGAUUCCGAUCCAUCUUCGGGACGUCUAAACAACGAAGAUGGGGCCUGGUGCUUCAAUAAUGCCACCGUCUCUGCAGAACUCGCAACUUUGGAGGUAGAAUUCGAUCAAGAAGUUUUCGUCAGUGGUGUAGCUAGUCAAGGUCCUCCUCUAUCAGUGGCACCAGUUGAUUAUAAUCACAUACUAGGAUUUGGAUUAUAUCACAGUUUGGAUGGUAAAAAAUGGAUAGGGGUUAAUGGUGGAGUCUUGUUCUUUACGCAAGAUAAAAACAACACUUCCAGUGAAAUUUCUUACCAUCUCGGAAAUUCGAUCGAGUUAGCCAAAUAUAUGCGGUUCGUCGUCUCCAGAAUACUAAUUGCUGGAGAGAAGCUAUGUUUAAGAUUCGAAGUUUAUGGAUGUUCCACAGAGGUAAUACCCCAGAGCCAUUUACAAGCUGAGAUAAUUCAUUCGGGCCAGUUGUUCGUGACGUGGGAAAUUCCCAAAGCCAGAGUCACUCUUGGUCAAGAUGAUGAUUAUUUACCAUUCUCACCAACUACAUAUAUUUUGAAGUAUAAAAAUGGAGAAAGUGAAGAUGAGAAAACCACUUCAUCGACAGAAACAUACAUUCAAAAUCUUCGACUGGGUGAUGAUUACCAGUUAAACCUGUAUUGUAAUGUCAAGGGUACAAAUAUCGAUUGUCGUUCUAUCUCUUUAACAGCUUAUCCUCCUUGUGGCGAAUGGGUAUCCUACAAACGUCAUUGUUAUCUUCAGGUUCCGGAAAACGAUUUCGACAGUAUUUAUAAAAUUUGCAACGAAGAAACGAAUAAUCUGGGUUCAUUUAGUACAGCGGAUCAACUUCAUGAACAGAAAUACAUAAAUGAAGAACUGCUAGAGGACAGCAAUACUUUUUGGUUGCUUGAUUCCAUUUGUAAUUCUGUAUCACCUGUCGAAUGUUGCCAGAAAGUACAAUUGGAAGAAGACGGAAGUUGGAGUAAAAGUAAAUGCGAUACGGAGGAAAAUUUACAGGGGCUUUGUAUUCGAGACAGCAUCGGAGAAGGAGCUCAACUGGAACCGACUGGAUUAAAAGCAGUAAACAGUCAAACUGUCCGAUUAAAUUGGGAUUAUAAGGGGGUAGGAUGGAGAACCAACAAGAUGACGGCUAAAGUAUGGAAAGGAAACGAAGAUACUAAGACGUAUGAAGCUUCUACCGCACAAAAAUAUAUUGAUAUAGAUAAUUUGGAGCCUAGCGUCGUUUAUUCUUUAAUACUUAAACCAGGAUUUAACAUCGUCACUAACGAAACAAUUGUUAAUUUUACAAUUAUCGAUUUCUCUAAAUCUGGGGAGGAGGAGGGCUCCCAAUUUGGCGGUUUUCUGUGUUAUAUACCCAUAGAAGCUUACGUAUAUUGGAAUGGGAGCAUCGGAGUGAAUUGGAACGAAGCUGUAGCCUCAUCACUCGGAGAAACCUCAUCCUGGAAUGCCGAUUCUUAUAUUAUAUCAUUCUAUGUUACUUCAGAAGAUGAAGCAACGAGUAAAUCGAUCGAAGUUAAGGAAAAUAACUUCCUCGUAUCCACAGCGGCUUUACAAACGGAAUACACGUUCGAUCUACAGUGUAGAUUCGGAGAAAAACUCUACCCCUGUGGAAACACGCGCUUAGCUACCGGUUUACCGGAUAAAGUGAGGGAGAGAAAUGGUUUCUACGUCUUGUAUCAGUUAGUUUCCGAGAAGAAAACGUGGCAGGAAUCGGAAAAAGAAUGCCAAAAACGCAGAGGACAUUUGAUCAGUUUAGAAAACGAGCAGGAAUUUAAAGAAAUUGGAAAGUUAAUUUCCGAACCCGACGUAAUCUACUGGACCGGUGCUAAACUGGAACGAUCUGAAAGGGGACGUUGGACGGAUGGAAACAGGAUCAAUUACUUUCCUGUAUCUAGUCGAAAUUCGGGUGUUACUUCGGCUAGCGAGUCGUGUUUUCACACCACUGAAGAGAACAGAAGGAUGAGGAUUAUAGGAGGCAACUGUCAAGAUCUCUUACCGUUUAUCUGUAAAUUUACAGAGCGUGAUUUAGUAGCGAAAAUAGAAGAAUUUAAAGUAGAAGCGAUAACUUCUACAACAAUAGAUAUUUCUUGGAGAGAUCCGAGUGUACUUUGGAAACCGACUUUUUAUGACGUGUACGUUUGUCUGGAGGAUAAAUGUCAGAAAUACGGCAAUUCUGUCGCAGAAUAUGAAAAAUCUUUAGAGGAUUUAACCGAAUUUACCGAUUAUACAAUUAAAGUAGAAUCGGUUUUAAAGCCUCUGAAGUUAAAAACUCCUUUCGUCACCGAGGUCAUGACGGAACCCAUCAAUCCGAUUGCUGUUAAUAUUACAUGGGAUGGAGCUGUAAGUAUGGCAAGUUUAUUACUUGUCUCUCGAAGAAAAUCCGAAGAAAUAUUGGAUGUAACGGCUAUCGAUUCUGUUGGAAAUCACAAAGUAACAUCGCGUGACAAAGCCGAAAAAAUAACAUUAACAGGUUUAAUACCGGGUCACGACUACAACGUGUCGAUGCUCGGAGAUACUUGGAAGUAUUCUUUUAUUUUACCCGCUUUUCCCAACUGCAGCCGGAAUCAAUUACAAUAUUUAAAUAAUUGUUUCUGGGCGGAGGAAAAUGGCAAAGAUGCAAAUGAUUGUCAGAGGCAAAACGGCUUAUUAGGGAAACCGUCAUUGGUACAAUUAAAAAGUAUAAGCUCGUACUUAAAUAAAUACGAAAAGAUUAAACUAGACGGUUCGAAUCUCGAGGAUAAUUGCGCAGAUAAAACGGAAGAAACGUGUUGUUCUAUGGAGGAAGAAACAAAAUGCCAAUGCUGCGAGGAUGCUAGUGUUCUUCUCUGCCAAUCACCCAUUGAAUUUAGCAUAGGAAAGGUGGAGAACGUAGAAAUUUCCAAUGUCACAUUUGAAUCCGUGGCUAUGACGUGGUCUCGACCUUCGACCUUAUGGAAUAUCCCAUCGUAUCGUAUCGAAUGGAGACCCCUAAAUGAUAUAGGAAGAAGGAAAGAUGUGGGCGAAUUAAUAACGAACCAAGCUGAAGUACAGAUCAAAGAAUUAAGAUCCGAAGCAUCUUAUGAGAUGAAGAUAACACCCGACGUGGAUAAGAGAUUUUAUGGAGAAGAUUACAUUAAAACAUUAACAACUUUAAAGGAUCCGAGAAUUCCUGCCAAAUACGAGAUAAGUGCGGAUGGAACAGUAUCGAUAACCAGCCCUAAAUUGAAAGAUAUGGGACGUAAAGAAGAGUUACUGGAUGUUCGAAUAUUCAAUACUAACGAUCCCGAUGACGUAAUUUUAUCUAAACAGCUUCGUGCUAAUGAUAUGAGUGUUAAAGGCUUGACUCCAUCGCUUAAUUAUAGCGUUGUCACUAAAUCGGUGGAUGAAUCCAUUGACGAUCCUUGGUAUCAUUCGUUUAUCUUCCUAGCUUGUAAGUUUUUAUACUGAUUUUUUCGUAUUCCGAAUGAAUUUUUAACUGUAAAACCUAUAUUUUUAUAGCUCUAACUUGCUUAUAUUCAACA